CUUCCGUUUACCUUCAUGUCACAUGAUUUCAGUUUGUAGGAGGCACAAGACUUAAACUUGUCGGUACAAUUAUAACAAGAGCGGAGAGAGAGUUGCACAGUUUAGUGGAUGUCAAUUAGAUGAUCAUGCCUGGGCCGGAGGGAGACGCUGUCAGGGGGACGGGGGGCCAGGUGGACGAGAUUACAAUGGCACUGAUUGAUGCUGCACAUGACAAGAAUGACGAGGCACGAGAAGUCAUCUCCAACUCACUAUACGAACUCGGCAAGAAGAAACCGUCUCUGGUUCUAAGCUCAUGUUAUUCAUAUCUUAAGAAACACAAUAAGCUGUCGACAGAUCACCGUAUUGUGAUACUCAACGCUCUGGAGCGUAUCUUGAAAGAAGUCCUUGAUAACAUUGAUGUCAGCCUGGCUGUUGACCUCAUCCACCAGGCUGCAGACGAACUCACACAGUCCAAGGAAGUUGAGCCUGAGUGGCAGACGGCAGCCAGUGGUGUUCUGGUUGCCUUGGGAACCAAGUAUUGUGAUGAGGUGAUGGGUGAACUCCUGGACCGUUUCCAACCUGGGGUCAUCCCACACUUUUUCGUGGUGCAGACCAUUGGCAACUUGGCGUCUGCUAAUGUGUAUGCCAUGGUGCCACAUCUGACUGCCGUGCUGGGCACCAUGCUCCCCAUGCUAGGGAUGAUCAAGUUCGACAACAUGAGAUGGGUCUUCACUUCAGCCUUGUCCAAGUUCAGUGAAGCAAUCCUGGAGUACAUCGCCAACCUGGACAAGGCCCCUGACUCCUCCAUCACCAAGCAGAAGUUCUCGGGGGAGAUAUUCUCGGCCUAUGACAUCAUCUUCAACAUCUGGCUGCAGUCUAAGGAGGCUAAGCUUCGUCUGGCAAUAGUUGAGGCAGUGGGUCACAUGACUCACGUGAUGGACCAGGACAAGUUGGAGGAACAGUUCCCCAAGAUACUGCAGGGCAUGCUGGGAUUGUACCGGCGCCACCCGGAGCCGUACCACAUCACACAGGGUCUGUGUAUGGUGCUUGAUGGAGUGUGCAAAGAGGAGAGCCCCAUCCUAGAGCCACACUUUGACAACCUCUUCAAUAUCCUCUUCUCACAGGUCCUGCAGACUCCGGACUACACCAACCCCCUGAGUAUCAAGAACCACAAUGAGCUGCUCAGGUCUUUCACCAUCAUCGCCCGGUCAUUUUCGGGUCGACUUGUUGGAUUGCUGCUUCAGAAGUUGGAGACGACCAAUGAGAAGACAAGGCUUGGUGUCCUCACCAUCUUCAAACACAUCAUUAACUCUGCAGGCCCCUCCAUGGAGGACAAGAAGGAAGUGGUUGUAUCCGGGCUGAAGAACCUCUGCAACGACAACAACAACAAGGUGAAGAAAGUGUUUGCCCAGGUUGUCAUAGCGAUGGCUCACCAUGGUUACCUGGAGUUGGAAGGGGGACAACUCAUGGUGGAAUUUAUUGUCAGACAGUGUGCUCUUCCAGAUGACCCACCGGGCAAGAGGCCUGCAGACCCAGAAUGGGUGUCGAACAAGGCUCUCCGCAGCAUGUGCGAGAACAUCCUGCAGCUGGUCACCACGACCAUAGAGAGGAUGGAGAUUGUGCUGUGGCCGUACCUGCUGGAGCUGAUUGUCCCUGAGCAGUACACCGAGGCGGCAGGUGCCCUCUGCCGCAGUCUGGCCUACCUGUCAAUCAAGAAGAGGGAGGAGAAUGCUGACGAUUACGAAAUAGACUUUGAAACUCAAGCAAACAUCCCCAAACCUCCAUCGCUGGCUGCCAAACUUGUUGUGCUUGCUGGUCGUCCACUGAAUGGCCGAGAACGAGGGAUGCAUGUCCUGCAGAUGAUGCGAGGGAUCUCGGGUAACAUCCAUGAAAACCUCGUGGAGCUGUGGGAUACUGUCAUCCCUAAACUUGUACAGUACCUAGAAGAUCAUCUGGAGGAUGAGGGGAAAUGGUCACAGAAGAACUGGGAAGACUUGCUGCUGAAGAUGCUGGCAAAGAGCCUGGAUGUGAUUGACAGCGAGGAGUGGAUUGCAGACUUCGGCGAAUUGAUGGGUCAACAUGUGACCAUGUACCAGAACGCUGCGGAGGAGAAGAACUUCCUGUACAAGUGUCUGGGCAUUAUCAUGAGGAAGUCCACCAAGAAGGACUUCGUCGCCAAACAUCUAGAUCUGCUCUUCAGCACCGUCAAACACACAGAGCAGGUCGAGAAGGAGGGGUGUGCAAUAGCUGUUGGCUUCUCUGCUGCCUCACACUUGGAUGCUGUUCUGACCAAACUGGAAGCUGUUGCGAAAAAUGACACUGCCAAGAAGUCAACUGGGAUUCUCAGUGUGUUCAAGGGCUCAGACAAGUCCGAGGGAGUGCCGCAGAAUGUUAAGUCAACGAUCAUGUUGUGUUAUGGCUUUGUGGCCCUCUACUCUCCACCCUCGCUCAUCGUGUCAAGGAUGGAAGCCACCAUCCUCCGAACCAUCGCUCCGUACUUCCAGAACGUCAAGGACACAAGUGUCAAACAAAAUCUGAUUCGCACGGUGGAUUUGAUCGGCAAGGCCUUGCACCCCGACCAUCUUGAGCAGACGUAUAACUUCAGCACACGUGGGAAUUUCAUAGCUCACCUACAGAAUUACAUGAUUGCUGAGCCAGUCUCCCACCUGUCCAAUGAGACGAGAGCGCUAGCCAUGAAUGCCUGUGCUACACUUAUUAAGCUUGACCCACGCCUGUCAGAGGCGGAGAUAUUUGACCUGAUCAAGACGGGAAUGGACAGCACGAUGGCGCUGACCCCCAACGGGUUCCCCCUGAAGAAGGGGAAGGAGGAGACGUAUGACGAGAUGCUGGAGAUGGAGGUGUUGAUGGAGGCCACGUUCCAGGCGCUGUACGAUAUGCUCAACGGCAUACUGACCAAGGAUCUCGCACCACAGGGUCUUGAGACAAUAUUCAAGCACCUGGUGCCAUGGAUCCUGGACCCCGAGGAACACAAGAGGGAGAGGGCCCUGAAGACCUGGCAGACAGUCCUUACCUUCUACCUGGAGCACGCAGAGAUCACAUCUGAAGAAACGUUCAGCAGUGAGGGAGUAUUUCUGGCCAGGAUGGUUCCUCGAUGUACAGACCCCAGCAUCAACAUCCGACUCCACGCUAUUGACUGUGUGCAGCUCACUCUCAAGAUUGGACUCCGAUAUGAAGGUAACCAUGCAGAUCACAAGGACCAGAUGGUGGAAGCUCUUGGCACUCUGAAGGAGAGGCUGAAGAAGGGAGACCCCAACAUCCUCUUCAGUGUCAUCAACGACCUGUCAAAGGUGGUGUCCAAGAAGCUCCAUGCUGACCACCUCCAGCCAUUCAUGGAAGUCCUCCAGGAGGGUCUCCUGGAUCCCCAGUCUCACAGCUCGUCCGGGGCGUGCGUCGUCCUCAAUGGUCUGAUGAAGACCCGGGGAGGAGAGCUGCAUAAAGAGGUGGGCAAGAUCCUCGACAAUCUGUACGACAAGCUGCGGCUCAUUCAGUGUCCACAAACUCGAACAGGCACACUCCGAACAAUCCGAACAAUGGCCGCUCACCACCUCAUCCCAGUCGUCACAACCCUCCUGGGAUACCCACUGCCUUAUGAUGAACACAUAGUUGAGGUGUGGCACAUCAUUGCCCAGGAGUCGCAGUUGACGGCCAGCAUGAUUGACCACUUCCUGGAGCUGCUGCAGAAGAGUCUUCCUUACGAGGAGAAACCCGACCCGCGGGACAAGAGCCAUCUGCUCAAGACUGCAACAGUUACCCCCCUUGCUGUUACAUAUGCACUGAAGGAGAUAUUCGUGGUGGAGGAGUCUGAAGAACAAGUGUUGAAGAACUUCCAUAGACUGUUUGCAGCGCUCAUGGUGAGAGUUGGCUCUGCUGUCGGAGUCGGACCACCCAAAGCUCAGGUUGAAAGAGAGGAGCCAAAAACAAAGGACAAGAAAAAAGCUCCAAAGGUUGAACAGAAACUCAUCAACCCAAGUCAAGCAGUGAUAGAGGCCUUCCAGAAGUUCCUCCAGAGAGCAAAGAGCUUCGACAUGUGUGAGACCCUAGAGAAAGAAAUGGUAUGGAUCAACAUGGAGGAUGAGAUGCUGUACCCAGAGGCCAUCACCGCUCUAGCCAGAAUUUUGGUAACCAGCACAGCAGAAUGUGCCUACACAUCCAAGAUUGUGGCCAAUCUCACGUCAGUCCUAUCCAGUCUUUUCGAUCCACAGAGGGUCGUAGUAGCUGCUUUCUUUGCCGAGUUGAUCAACCAGAAGUGUGCUGGAGACGACACAAUGGUGGAGCUGAUCAUGAACAGCCUGCUGGGCCGCCUCGUCGACUCCUCGCACGUCGUCAGAAUGCUGUGUAUACGAGGACUCAGCAAUGUGGCCAGUGUGGGCAAGGACCAGGUUCAGAAAUACUCAACAACAAUCCUGUCUGCCAUGAUGGCUGGGAUGGAUGAUAAGGAAGACCCAAAUGAUGACAUCACAAUCGAAGCAAUGAGUGGUUUGUCUCGCAUCAUGUCUGAGAUUGACGAGAGUCACAUCCGAGCCAUUCUCAUCAAUGUUGCACUCAAAAUUAGGCCUUGCUUUGAAAAGGAGAAGCCUGCAGUACGUGCACAGGCAUUCAUCUUGUUUGGCAAUCUGUCCCGGUUCGGCGAUGGUCCGUCACGAGCACCCUUUCUUGAACAAAUACACAGUAACUUCAUCAGUCUUCUCCUACAUCUGAAUGAUCCAGAACCGGAUGUGAAGAAGGCUUGUAAGUAUGCCCUGCGGAUGCUGGGGCCACUGAUAGGAUCAGAGUCUGUCAACGACAAGUUUCAGAAACAUCUUCUGGAGGAGGCAAACCUUUUCUAUGGGGAAUUCAUGAACGACUUAUCCAAACUUAUUAUUCAAGAUUUUCCGGAAAAGAUCAACUUCUAUGUGAUGGGCUGUGUCUCAUUCUUCAAAAGCCACUGGGAUGAAAUCAAGAGCAAUGCUGCAAUGUUUGCAGGGUUCCUGCUGGGUAAUCUAUCAAAAGAGAAGCAAGGAAACAUUACAAAGGAACAUGUGUGCUCAGCUCUUGUACUGCUGCUGAAGGAUAUUUCCCCUCAAGUGAGAUGCAAGGCAGCAGAAGCCAUGAGCUUAUUGUAUGAUUACUGAUGUCACAACAACUAGCUGCACAGACCAAAGUCCUCUCAUAGGCUACUGAAACACAGUUCUUUUGAGCUUGUACAACACCUAAGGUGGUGGACCUGUUGUCCCACUACCAAGAAAAGGUGUCUGUAUGUUUUGCGACUAAGGUCUCCCCAGCAUCCACUCAUGUCUUUCAUUUUCAACAUUCCUAUUUAUAACCAUCAGCUAUUUAUGAACAUCAUUCAAGACUUAAUAGAUCCUACAUUUUAUUUAUGACUUGGGGUCAAGUAGAAAAGGUAAUGAAAUGAAUAAGGUUUGUGUCUAAUAUCACAUGUAGACUAUCUUCUCUUACACAUACGUUUAUCUGUGAAGAUUAAUUAAGCAGGCUCCAUGCUAUUAGCUGUUUGAAACUUGGAAGUGACCUGUGCAGGGUUUGUUAAAUCUUGAUGGAGAGAGGUAUCAAAAUGAGAGUAAAAGAUCUUAAAUUAAUAAGAUUCAACCUUGUAUAUACACUUGUUACUUUGUGACUAACAAUUACAGAAUGUAAGUUAAGAUAGUUUAAUCUUUCCAUUUUCAUAUCACACACCUGAAAGGACCCUAGUCAUUGUAGUUGCUUGUUGAACACUGUUGUGAGAGCAGGAAAUGUUUAUGUAAUGAGAGUAAAUUCAUACAUAUGUGGGACUGUGAAUGAAAGCACCUGCUACUCAUUACUGUAGCAACAGUAUAUUCAAUUCAUAGUCCACUAACAAAUGAGAGGCAUGUUCUAGAAGUGCUUAGUGUACUGAUGUUUUUCUUCAUUCAUUAUUACCAGUGUUACAAGAAUGGGGAUAUACCCAUUUAUGGACUGGUGACUGGUUGCAAUAUUGAUUUGUUAUAAUAGAAGUAAUGUUUGAAUAUUUGAGGAUUGCACAGAUUGUUUUGCUUAAUUAACAAGUUCCUUGUACAAGAUAAACUUUUAAAGUAUUUAUGGCUGUAUUUUUGCACAAUUGAUUUUGUAUAAUUGACUCAGUUCCAGCAAGAUGGAAACACUAAAGAUUGUGUUACUGGAAACGAGUUUAGAGGGAGAGUAGUUUUCAUUGUACCAUGAUUCAACUAACCAAUGGUUGUGCAAAGUUCACAACUUGAAUUUUGGGGUCUGACAUGAUUAUGCCAGAUCAGAUUGUAUGACUGGUAGUGUUAUACCGGGUGUUUAACAAAAAGAAGACAUGAAAUAAAUGAGAAGGAACUUUAAUAGUGCUUGAAAUUUUUGACUGAAUAUGUUUUUUAACCAUGUCAUUAUACUGUAAGAGGGGGCUUCCAUGAUGCAAUUGUAGACUUUUGCUCAGAUCUUAUCAACCGCAGUUCAUUACAAAGAAGGUGCUAAUGUUGAGAACUUACCUUUAUGUGUACAAUUAUCUCGAACAAGACAAAAUGAAUACUCCUCUGUAGUGUACACAAUGAGACCUAGUGUGGAAACUGUACAUUGUUAACUUGUGUUGUUGUGUAAAUAGACAUUUUAUGUUUGUUACUGUAUAGACAAACUAUAUUUAUUAUUGCACUGUACGAUCUGUAAUCCUGAUGCUCAUGAUGCAACCAUAUUUUGAUAUACCAUAGUUGAAUCAUUAACGUUUGUAUAUUGAUUAGUAUGGGGACGAUGCAUCAGUGGAUCGUGAUUUUUUACUUCUUGAUACAAUUAUCGAUCAGAGGCACACAGUAAGUGAAUUAGUGGUGAAAAUGUAAAUAUUUUCAUCCAAUGAGCCAUACUUGACACUGCCAACUUAAAAUCUUCAGUGUGACAGGUAUGUGGCCAUUUUGUCUGUGAAAAAGAUGCCUUUCGUACCACAGAUAAGAGCACAUGCUAGUAUCGUGAUACGUAUCAGAUCAUGAGCAUGGUAUCGUGAUACAUAUCGGAUCACAGUUGGUAUAUUGUCCCAGUCCAGAUAUUGAUAUCUUUACAGUGCUGUAUGACAAUACAGUUCAUGUGUACCUAUCAUGAUAUGGUGUUUGAAGUUAAGACUGAGAGUCAAAGGGGCCUUGCCAUAACCCUCUUGUUAAGAAAGAAAGACUUACGACGUUCCUAGAUUUAUCAUUCUAUAGAGGAACCCCUUGGACCACCUAACUUUAUAACACAGAAAUGAAAUUCUUUAUUGCUUGCUGCUACAAAUAAUGACACAGAAAAUUAGUUAAAGAUUUGUAUAUUGUAUUCUCUAUUUAUUCACAAAACAUACCAAACCAUAAAUGUACAUUGCACAUACAUGAUUUCAUGAAAUUGGGCAUUUAUUGGUGCAUCUAAAGAACUGUUAGAUAAUGUUAAAAGUCUUAUGCAAGUAUUAAUUGAGUGCUCAUUUUGUAAUGAGGGCUUACCCAUGGGUUGUGUUUGUUGUCCCACAACUGGUAUUGUAUCUAUGUGUGAUUUAUGAAAUAAAACAAGAUGCUGACCCAGUGAACUGCGGUCUGUGACUGUAAACUCUUUAAUUUGAUGGAAACACUAUGGGCUAGUAUGCCAUGCCAUCAAGCCAGAAGUAGUUUCAAAUGACAUGGUUUUUUUACACCACUAGUAGGUUUUCCACUUCACAAUUUACAAUCCAAAUUGGAAAUCUACUUUACUGAGAUUUGGACAAGACUUGGCUUUCAUGUUGGUGUUUGGUACAGAAAGUGUUAUGAUUGUUUGUUAAUGCAAUAAAAUAAAUACUAUUCUUAAUCUGA
Messenger RNA from Haliotis rufescens (red abalone), 7769 nucleotides. RefSeq names its product maestro heat-like repeat-containing protein family member 1. The coding region runs from base 120 to 5111 and encodes 1663 amino acids. Lineage: Eukaryota; Metazoa; Mollusca; Gastropoda; Lepetellida; Haliotidae. The record is from RefSeq and is a predicted model, not a curated record. Gene Ontology annotation, cellular component: cytoplasm. The transcript has 40 exons.